AGAAUGCCAAUUGCCAAUUGUUAAAAUAAAAGUAGGACAAGAGAAACAUUGUAUCAAAUUAUUAAAAAUAAUAAUAAUUUAUUGUCUAUUUACUUCGGUAUAUUGUUCAAAUUUUAAUCACAGUAAUUAAUCCAACAAACAUUGUAACAAAUAUGUCGUGGAAUUUUUUUACGACAAUCAAACCUCUUUCACCUUUUUUAGACAUAGUUCGACACGCUAGUAAGAAAACUGGAGGCAGUACAAGAAAUACAAACUGUAAAGUUAAACCGAAGCACAGAGGCUGGAAAGUUCAAGAUGGACACAAUGUACAAGCAGGACAUAUUUUAGCUACUCAAAGAAACUUAAGAUUCCAUCCAGGUUUAAAUGUUGGAAUGGGGCGUAAUGGCACAUUGUUUGCUAUGGAACCGGGGAAAGUUGUGGUGACAUGUGAAAAAUUUGAACCAAAUUGGGAGCAUACAUGGGUUCAAAGAAUUUAUAGUGGUAGAGGUGACCAAGUAAUUUUUAAGAAGUAUUUUAAUAUCAUACCUAAACCACAACAUAACAGAUUUAAGUUAAUCGAGGAAAUGUAAUAUUAUUUAUCAUAUAUAAAUAGCGCGAUUAAACUUAGCUUUAGGUCUAUAGUGAUAGUUUUAUUGUUUACCCUGUACAUUAAAGUUGUUGAAUAUAAAAACAUGUGAUUUUUCUUUAAUAAAGAUGUGCAAGUUUAUACUAGCACCUCAUCUCAUAU
Molecule: messenger RNA, 727 nt
Organism: Pieris napi
Lineage: Eukaryota; Metazoa; Arthropoda; Insecta; Lepidoptera; Pieridae
Gene: mRpL27
Product: 39S ribosomal protein L27, mitochondrial
Exons: 3
Coding region: 153-569 (138 amino acids)
Biological process (GO): translation
Cellular component (GO): ribosome; mitochondrial large ribosomal subunit
Molecular function (GO): structural constituent of ribosome
Source: RefSeq, a predicted model, not a curated record